This is a messenger RNA of Cucumis melo (muskmelon), 1172 nucleotides long. RefSeq names its product subtilisin-like protease SBT3.2. Bases 6 to 1082 code for a protein of 358 amino acids. Gene Ontology annotation, biological process: proteolysis. The record is from RefSeq and is a predicted model, not a curated record. Gene Ontology annotation, molecular function: serine-type endopeptidase activity. The transcript is spliced from 4 exons. Lineage: Eukaryota; Viridiplantae; Streptophyta; Magnoliopsida; Cucurbitales; Cucurbitaceae.
CAUAAAUGGGAAGGUGGUUCUGUGUUUUCCAAAGUUAUGAUUAUAGCACUAUAUCCAAGGCGGCGGAGGUGGUGGUCAGAGCAAAUGGGACCGGAAUUAUUGUCGCCGGCCAACAAGUCGAUAAUAAUUUGUUAGCUUGUAUAUCCUCUCCAAUUCCAUGUAUCCUAGUUGAUACCAUUGUUGGCUCAAAAUUAUUCUUCUACUUCUUGCAAAAUAGUGAUCAUCCAGUGGUAAUGUUGAGGGCCGCAAGAACGAUCAUCGGAAAGCCCAUAGCACCAACUAUUGCCUAUUUCUCAUCAAGAGGUCCAAAUUCUGUUUCCCCUCCAAUUCUCAAGCCCGACAUAUCGGCUCCUGGAUCUAACAUUCUAUCUGCCGUUUCACCCCACUACUUUUUCAACGAGAAAGGGUUUUCGCUCAUGUCAGGAACUUCUAUGGCCACACCUCAUGUUUCAGCUAUCGUCGCUCUUCUUAAAUCCGUGCACCCUACGUGGUCACCCGCUGCCAUUAAAUCAGCUCUCAUGACAACCGCACGUACAGAGGUCUCUCCAGGACUGCCCAUUUUUGCAGAUGGAACUCCUCCGAAAGUGGCAGACCCAUUUGACUACGGCGCUGGAGUCGUGGACGCAAAUGCCGCGGUCGACCCGGGUCUUAUCUACGAUAUGGGUAGAAAAGAUUACAUAGAUUAUUACCUUUGUGGCAUGGGGUAUGAGGACAAGGAUAUUUCUCAUCUAACACACAGGAAAACAGAGUGUCCAUUGCAAAGGUUGUCUCUGUUGGAUUUGAAUUUGCCGGCCAUUACAAUUCCUUCACUUGUAAACUCCACCAUUGUGACUCGGACAGUGACUAACGUUGGGAACUUGAGCUGUGUUUAUAAGGCAAAGAUUGAGGCUCCAUUUGGUUGCAAGGUUAGUGUGAACCCUCAAGUAUUGGUCUUUAACUCUCAAGUGAAGAAGAUUUCAUUUAAGGUUAUGUUCUUCACUCAAGUUCAAAGGAACUAUGGCUACUCUUUUGGCAGGUUAACAUGGAGUGAUGGUGUUCACGUUGUUAAAAUUCCUUUGUCUGUGAGAUUUGGUUUCUUUUGAUCUCGUGUUAUGUAUUAUGUGAUAAUUAAAUAAAAGUUGUGAGUGUUUGAAUAAUGACAAAAUUACACAAUCUAUAUUUAUUUCACAAAA